AUGACCGAACGUUACGUGUACUGCAAUGGGCGAGCGAACGAAGCGGCUACGACGGUAGGAAACAGCAAACAACUUUCGACAGCCAACACGAUGAAGCCCCAAAGUGUAACCAAUCGUCACAUGAACUGGCUGAUACACGAUUUGUAUACCAGGAAGCACUUUGAGCAGUGCAAAAAGUUGAUUGACCGCCAGCUGGCCAUCUGUUACGACAAGCAGUACCUUUACUAUAUGAAGGGUCUCAUUUUGCGGGAAGAAAACAGCCCAACCGAAGCCGUACACUGCUUUCAGCAAGCGAUCGCCCUGAACAAAAAGGAGCCGGAAAACUACAAGGAACUUGCCAAAACGCUCUACUCGAUGGGGAAGUUCCGGAACGCGCUGGAAGUAUUUCUCAAGGCGGAAACUUUACUGGAACGACCUGAUCACGAAAUCUAUCAUCAUAUCGGUGAGCUGUACUACAAAAACUUUGGUCAGCUAAAGGCUGGUGUUGGUGAGGCGAAAGAAUACCUAAAGCAAGCCAUCAGUUGUGGCAAGCACGUAGAAAGCUACAAGAUCUUGGCCGAAAUUUACAUCGAAGAAGGAGACAGCAUCAAAGCGAUUGAAAUGAUUGAGAACUGUUUGCAAAUCACACAGGACGAUGUGUCUCUAAUGACGCAGAUUGGGAUACUGUAUUUGAAGAUCAACGAGUAUCAACGGGCGUUUGAAAAAUUGCUCGAUGCAACGGCGACCGACUCAAAAUACACAAACGCUCUGCUAGCGCUGGGAUCGAUAUUGCAGUCGAAAAAUGAUAUCGACGGUGCGCUUAACAAGUAUAAACGCAUACCCAACCUAUCAGACGAAAGCUCGGAAGUUUGGAGCAACAUUGGGUUGUGUUUUUUCAAGAAACAAAAAUUCAUUGCGGCCAUUUCUUGUUUGAAAAAAGCAGUUUGGGUAUCACCAUUGAACUUUAACGCGCUGUACAAUCUUGGCCUAGUGUUUGUAACGGCUCAACAGUACGUCAGCGCCUUUCAAACGCUAGCCGCCGCCAUUAGUCUACGGCCCGAGCAUGCCGAGUGUUACAUGCUGCUUGGAACUUGUCUGCGCCAUUUAAAUGAUCCCGGAAACGCUUACCUUUCGCUAGAGAAGUCAACCAUGCUUCCGGACGCUGUCAAGAAUCCACUAAUCUAUCUCAACUUUGCGCUUUAUUGUUACGAGAUAGGCAAAUCGGACCAAUCCGUCCUGUAUCUGAGCAACUUUCUCGAGAUGACUCAACACAUUACGGUUCAUCGUGAGUACAUCAAAAUGGCUGAUCGACUAAACGGAGCCCUAGCAGUAGCUGCCAGUGGGCAGAUUUACCCUGCCACCGUACCAGAAUCGGGACACACCGGGGGUCUUGACCGUACCGAGAAGGAUGCCAACCGGAUGCAGGAUGAAAAUGCUGUCAACAUGACCGGUAACGCAACGGUGGCGGCAGUGCGCCGUGAGGAUUCCGUCGAAGACGACGGCACUGACGGUGAUUUGCCCUGA
Molecule: messenger RNA, 1503 nt
Organism: Anopheles maculipalpis
Lineage: Eukaryota; Metazoa; Arthropoda; Insecta; Diptera; Culicidae
Gene: BBS4
Product: Bardet-Biedl syndrome 4 protein homolog
Exons: 9
Coding region: 1-1503 (500 amino acids)
Biological process (GO): cilium assembly; protein localization to cilium
Cellular component (GO): ciliary basal body
Molecular function (GO): protein binding
Source: RefSeq, a predicted model, not a curated record